This is a messenger RNA of Myxocyprinus asiaticus (Chinese sucker), 4381 nucleotides long. RefSeq names its product PITP-less RdgB-like protein (gene plrdgb). Gene Ontology annotation, cellular component: cytoplasm. The record is from RefSeq and is a predicted model, not a curated record. The transcript has 19 exons. Lineage: Eukaryota; Metazoa; Chordata; Actinopteri; Cypriniformes; Catostomidae. Bases 96 to 2825 code for a protein of 909 amino acids. Gene Ontology annotation, biological process: phospholipid transport. Gene Ontology annotation, molecular function: phosphatidylinositol binding; metal ion binding; phosphatidylinositol transfer activity.
UUCGAAAACACAGCACCUCCCACUGGAGACUCCAAAACAUUGCACAGGAAUCUGUUGAAAGCUCUGAUGAGGAGUUUUUUGAUGCCCGGGAUGUUAUGGAGGGGAAGACGGCCAUGCUGCUGGGGAUGAGCCAGUGGAACUCCAAUGACCUGGUGGAGCAGAUUGAGACACUGGGCCACCUGGAGCACUCAAGAGAGAGACUUUACAGACUGCGGCACCCUCGCUGCGCUCCACAGAACAGUGUGGAUGGUUUGGAAGACAUGGAGAGGAAGUGCAGGACACAUCUGCUCAUCCUGGUGAUUCAUGGAGGUCACAUCAUGGAUUCUGGAGUUGGCGACCCUGGAGGAAAAGCGAGUGAUGCUGCUACUCUGGCAUCCGUGUUGGAGCGUGUGGCAAGGGCACAUUUCCAGGCCGCAGCAGACAGUAUGCUGGUCAGACUGGUGCCCUGCCCACCAGUGUGCGCUGAUGCCUUCUCACUCAUCUCAAAUUUGAAUCCAUACAGCUAUGAUGAAACCUGUGUGUCCAGCAGUGUGGAUCACUUGCCUCUGGCUGCUCUUCCCAUCCUUGCCAUUGCUGCCCCCCAUUACCUGAAUGCUGUGGCUACAGUCAUUGCUCAGGCUAAUCAGGUUUACAGAAACUUCCUUCAGUCCCCAGAGGGCGUGGGCUUCACUGGACAGGUGUGUCUGGUGGCAGACUGUGUUGGUGGUGUCCUCUGUUUUGACGCCUUGUGUUUCAGUGGUGACAAACAACACAGAAGCCUUGAGGGCAGCAGCAAGAACAACAGUACAGAGAGUCUCAAGGAGAAGCCAGGUGUAAUGAACUCUCUGAGCCCCACUCUCCGAGGCAGCAAGCGCCUGAGUAAGAGCAACAUUGAUGUGUCAACACCAUGUGACACGCUGUCUGGAGUCCGUCAUCCACUAAUCCGCAAGCAGAGUGACUCGUGUGAUGCAGAUGUGGCCAGUGGCCAGCGUGAGGUCUUUCUCAGCAAUCUGUCUCAGGAUGAUCAGUGUGGCUCCAGGCAGGCUCUCAAUCCAGGCUGCUUUGAGUUUGAAGUGUCAGACUGCUUCCUGCUGGGCUGCCCACUGGGACUGGUGCUUGCUAUGAGGAGAACUGUGUUACCUGAUGUAGAGGUGGCUCAGCUCCAUCCAGCUUGUUCUCAGAUUUUUAAUCUGUUCUACCCAUCUGACCCCUCCGCAUCACGUCUGGAGCCCUUGUUGCACCCAGCUCUCACCCAACUGCCACCCUUCCCUGUCCCCCGCUACCAACGUUACCCAUUGGGUGAUGGGCGCUCCGCUCUUAUUGCUGACAUAGUCCUCAGACACUUGUCAGACAGUGGCGUUUCUGCAGAUGGAGUCUCAGCGCAGUCUUGCACAGGAAGUGGGUCCCGCAGGGGCAGUGAACGAGUGGUGCGAUGUGGCCACGCCCAAUCUGGCAUCUACAUCGAACAAACUGAACCUGACCCGGGCGAGCCAAUCUCACACAUAUGUAGUAGGUGGUGGGGGUCAAAGCGGUUAGAUCACGUGCUUUACUGUCCAGAUGUGCUCACCACCUUCCCCACUAUAGCUCUGCCUCAUCUGUUCCAUGCCUCCUACUGGGAGUCCACAGAUGCCGUCGCCUUUAUUCUCAGACAGGUAAUGCGGUGUGACUGCCUGAAGGCUGGGGAGGCCAAUUGUUCAGAUAGUGUACCCAUUUCUCCCUCCAGCCCACGAGAGAAGUGGCUCCGCAGAAGGACACAUGUCAAACUACGGAACAUAACUGCAAAUCAUAGAGUUCAUGAUGUCAUAGUGACGGAGGAUGGUCCGCAGACGCUGGUGGGGCGGUUUAUGUAUGGGCCACUUGACAUGGUCUCGCUGACAGGGGAAAAGGUGGAUGUGUUUUUAAUCACUCAGCCUGGUUCUGGUCAUUGGGUGCUGUUUGACACCGUGAUGACCAGCAACAGCGGACGGGUGUCCUACACCAUCCCUGCAAAUAAAAGACUUGGAGUGGGUGUCUACCCCAUCAAAAUGGUAGUCAAAGGUGACCAGACAAAUGCAGAGGCAUUUCUUACAGUGUUGCCGCAUGGAAUGGAGUGUGUGGUGUUUAGUAUUGAUGGCUCUUUCGCUGCCAGUGUCUCUCUAAUGGGCAGUGACCCAAAAGUCCGGCCAGGAGCUGUGGAUGUGGUCAGGCACUGGCAGGACCUUGGGUAUCUGAUCAUCUACAUCACUGGUCGUCCUGACAUGCAGAAGCAGAGGGUGGUGUCCUGGCUCUCACAGCACAACUUCCCUCAGGGCAUGGUCUUUUUCUCGGAAGGGCUUGUUCACGACCCCUUGCGUCAGAAAACCAUCUUUCUGAAGAGUCUGCUGAAAGAGUGUCACAUUAAGAUUAGUGCAGCAUAUGGUUCAAUGAAGGACAUGUCUGUGUACAGCACAUUGGGACUGGCACCGAAUCAGAUAUACAUUGUGGGCAGACCAUCUAAGAAGCAUCAGCACCAAUGCCAGUUUCUAAGUGAAGGCUACGCAGCUCACCUCUCUACUCUAGAGUUUGAGCACGGCCCACGCUCCAAAAAGAACCGCAUGGUGCUACGUCAGGGCUCUUUUGGCCUCUCCUCAAAGACGGAUUUCCUGUCUCCAUCCCCUGACUUCCUGUCCUGCAAGCGCACCCCACUGCUGCGUCGAGCCAUGUCUGUUCAGCAGCCAUCUCCGCCCUCCUCAUCUGUCUCCACCCCCAAACCUGAGCGUGCUCUGAGCCAGCCAGAGUCCAAUAAAGAUGGACCAGAGAUCCGCAUUCAAACCGAUGAUCAGGACGAGGAGGAGGAGGGCGAGAGAAUACAAGAUGUGACACUAUAAAAGAACUCCAUUAGUUGUGGAGAAAAGAGUAUAUGUUGAAGGAGAGCAACCCCAUCUACUGCAUAUCUGCAGAUACAUUUUAUUUUCAAACACAAAAUCCCAUCUCAAACAAGAAGAUUUUUUCAUUUUUUGUGUAAACAUGAAAGAUCUGCUCCUUGAAAGAAACAUGGCUGGAGCCUGAUUGUUCAAGAGUGAGCUGCGAGGAUUCACAAAUCAUCACCAAAACUAACAACCCCAGAGGACUGAGACAAACAGCAAACAACAUGAAAGUGUUUGUUUUGGCAAAGCACAAGGAUUUAGCGGUGACAUGAACAUGAAGGAUAGAGAAGAUUAAUAACGAUCAAGCCAUAAGACUGGACAAUGAAUGGUUUAAAGUCAAUAUGAAACCCCAUUCGCAACCCAUUUUACUUGUGUAAUGUAACAGUUCAGAGUGAAACAGGAUACUCAACGAGUAAGAUUGUUGGGCAGGAGUUGAUUUUAUCUAUCCAAAAUUUACUGGAUUGUGAAAAAGUUGGUGUUCCAUACCAGAAUGGAGCCAGACUUAAAUGUGAGUUUUCUAAAUACAACCCGCAGGACUUUCUUUCUUCUGUGGAACAUAAAAGCGGAUGUUAGACUGAAUGUUAGCCUCAGUCACCAUUCACUUUUAUUGCCUUUUUUAAUACAAUGAAAGUGAAUGGUGACUGAAGUGGUCACUCUAACAUUCUACAUUUGUGUUUCACAGAAGAAAGUCAAAGAGGUUUGGAACAACAAAAGGGUGAGUAAACAGUGACUACAUUUUCAUUAUUGGGUGAACUGUCCUUUUAAGGCAGAAAAUGGGAUCAAUUUUAAUUUCAUGUUGACUUUAACAACCCUCAUUUGUGACAGUCAGUGUUGCUGCAGAAGACUGAAGGAAAGAGAUCAUGGCUGUGUCAACUGAGACAAGGACAGAACAAUGAAGAAAGAAAGGCUAUUGACAGGAGGUAGUGUCAGGGACAGCUUUUCUUGUAUUGAGUUUUCUGCUUUGCCAGAAGACUCAUUUAACGUGUGGUGAAUGCUCUCUGCAGGCUCCUGUAAUGGUCUUUUGUGAAGGUAACCAUGCACCUGAAACACAUCUAGCAACUGCAACCCGAGGCUUUGUGUUCUUAAUAACUCUUUGGUGACCUACACAUCCACCAGAUCUUCUUGCAUGUCUGUUUCUUGGAAGAUGGAUGUCUGUUUUCUUGCUGUUUUUAAGGAGGCAUAAGAUAAAAGGAGCUUAGAUAAAGAAUGGACCUUGCAAAGAUAAUUCCAACUUACUUUUUCUGACUCUUGUCUGCAUGUUUAUGUAAGUCCAAAUUCUUCAUUUAUAUUCUGUCAGUUUUAUUCAUAAUGACUUAGUGCUGUACACUAAUAGUGUAAAGAGCAUUCUAGUGUUGCCUUCAUCCAGGAUGCAGUAUGUGUUAAUAGACUACGUUCUGACAGAUUAAGACGCCAUGCUGUGGUUGAUAUUCGUGACAUUUUCCGAGAGAAUCUGUUUUAAUUUUUGUGAAUAUGGCUGUUGCACAAAAUUGUAUAUAAUUGAAUAAAUGUAUUUCGUA